This is a messenger RNA of Phaeoacremonium minimum UCRPA7, 1425 nucleotides long. RefSeq names its product putative glycoside hydrolase family 76 protein. The record is from RefSeq and is a predicted model, not a curated record. Lineage: Eukaryota; Fungi; Ascomycota; Sordariomycetes; Togniniales; Togniniaceae. The coding region runs from base 1 to 1425 and encodes 474 amino acids. The transcript has 3 exons. Gene Ontology annotation, molecular function: mannan endo-1,6-alpha-mannosidase activity. Gene Ontology annotation, biological process: fungal-type cell wall biogenesis; carbohydrate catabolic process.
AUGAAGCCGGCUCUACUCCUCGGCGCAAGCGCCACCCUGGCCAGCGCCGCCCUCGAUGUCGACCUCACCUCCACCGAUUCCAUCAAAGCCGCUGCAAGGACGGUCACACACAAUCUGAUGACUUACUACAAGGGCAAUCUGUCAGGACAGACACCAGGGAUCCUCCCAGGUCCGCCGCCGGCUGGAGACUAUUAUUGGUGGGAGGGAGGUGCGCUUUGGGGAACAUUGGUCGACUACUGGUACUACACCGGCGACUCUACAUACAAUGAUCAGGUCCAGGACUGCCUCGUCUUCCAGGCCGGCGCCCCCCAGAACAGCUACAUGCCUCCCAAUUGGACCGCCUCUCUCGGUAACGAUGAUCAAGGCUUCUGGGGCCUGUCUGCCUUGCUCGCCGCCGAGACCAACUUCCAGAACCCCCCAGCAGACGACCCUCAGUGGCUCGCGCUGGCGCAAGCCGUCUUCAACACACAAGCGGAACGCUGGGAUACACAGUACUGCAAUGGUGGUCUAAGGUGGCAGAUCCCCUUCUCAAACAACGGAUACAAUUACAAGAACAGUAUCUCGAACGGCAUUCUAUUCAAUCUCGGUGCUCGUCUUGCUCGAUACACGGGUAACAAUACGUAUUCUGACUGGGCUACUAAGGUGUGGGAUUGGACUGUAAACGUCGGCUACAUCAAUUCGGACUAUAGCAUUUAUGAUGGCGCACACGUCGAAGAGAAUUGCACCGACAUCAACAAGGCCCAGUUCUCUUAUACAGCGGCCGCUUAUAUCCAAGGUGCCGGCUUCAUGUACAACUACACAAACGCUUCUGAGACAUGGAGUGAGCGCCUGCAAGGUUUAACAAAGCAGACUAUCAACGUAUUUUUCCCAGACGGCGUUGCAGUCGAAAGGGCCUGCGAGCUUGAUGACAGGGUACAGUGUACCACCGAUAUGCUUUCGUUCAAGGGGUAUCUGCACCGAUGGCUGGCACAGACCACCCAGAUGGCACCAGUGAUCCGUGAUACCGUCUACGACGCCCUUACGACAUCUGCUCAAGGUGCAGUCAAUGGUUGCAACGCGGAUGGCACUUGUGGCUUUAGGUGGAACACUGGUUCAUACGAUGGCGAUACUGGAGCUGGCCAACAGAUGAACGUUCUUGGCGCUCUGAUCAGCAUGUUAGCCAAACUGGAAUCUGUCGCAGGUCCUGUUACCAACAGUACCGGCGGCACGAGUACCGGUAACUCGAAUGCUGGCAGCGACCCAGAGGUGGUAUCGAACCUGCAUACGAUCAAGACCAGCGACCGGGCAGGCGCAGGUAUUCUGACCGCCAUCGUCCUUAUUGGCAUGGUGUCCAUGUCCUUGUGGAUGACCUCAGGAUUAAAUGAAGGAGGCGGCAUGUGGACAGAUGGAAUCGGAGAAAAGGCUCCUAAUCGGUUUUCGACGUGA